AUGUGUUGCAACUACUACAGAAACUCAUGUGGUAGCUGUGGUUAUGGCUGCGGAUAUGGCUCAGGCUACCGCUGUGGCUAUGGCUGUGGAUACGGCUCUGGCUAUGGCUGCGGAUGCGGCUCAGGCUAUGGUUGUGGCUAUGGCUCAGGCUACGGCUGUGGCUAUGGCUCAGGCUAUGGCUGUGGAUACGGCUCUGGCUAUGGCUACGGAUGCGGCUCUGGCUACGGCUGUGGCUAUGGCUCUGGCUAUGGCUAUGGUUACAACUGUGGGAAUUCCUGUGGGGGCUCUGGAUAUGGCUGUGGCUAUAGCUGUGACUACUGUUCCAUAUAUGGCUGCGGAUAUGGGGCUGCCUAUGGCUAUGGCUGCUGUACCUACUGA
Propithecus coquereli (Coquerel's sifaka) is the source of this 378-nucleotide messenger RNA. Its product is annotated as keratin-associated protein 6-2-like. Gene Ontology annotation, biological process: hair follicle development. Lineage: Eukaryota; Metazoa; Chordata; Mammalia; Primates; Indriidae. The record is from RefSeq and is a predicted model, not a curated record. The coding region runs from base 1 to 378 and encodes 125 amino acids. The transcript has 2 exons.